AUGCGCAGGAUCUCGCGACUCGCCUAUCCACGUUCAACAUUGAACUACAGCCGCAUUCUCAUCAGGAAGAAGGCCACUAUGUCUGCAACUUGUGAUGCUCUUGUUCUUCCUGUAUUCGCCACGGAAUUCACAGAGGCGCCUACGUCUUACAAGUCGUCGGUCAACUUGUCCAACCUAUGGUCGAAAACGCAUGGCAAGACUACCAAAGCUCUGGAAACAAGAGUAUUUCAUCAAGAGAGUGGACCGAUGCUUUCAGUGGUCUCACUAGGAAAAGAUGCAGGUACUCCGAAUGCAGUAAGGGAAGCCGGUAGAAAGGCGAUCGCUACUGGGGUCAAGGCCGCGCGUGACUCUGGAGCACGAUCCAUUGGCAUUGUGACUGGAAAAUUGGAAGAGCAUGAUGCAGGUGAGCUUGAUAGCUUCCUUCGUCAAGACGAUCAUCUAAUGGCUUCAAAGCUGUGGCCGCUAAUUUGGCGAUCUUUGAUUUCACACUCCAAACAAAGGAGAGAGAUCCUAUUCCUUCUUUGGAAUGUGCAUCUGCCACACCUCAAGCAGCUUCGGGAUUGGGCUGGAAGACUGGCUCGCUUUAUGCAGAAGGUCAAAAUCUUGCAAGACAAAGGUACUGCCGAGCCUGCCAAAUUCCUAGAAAUGUACGCCUGUUCACCUACCAAGAGAGCCUACUCACACCUAUACCAGCUGAUUCCUGUAGGGGUGACAUUUGAUAGUGGAGGAAUCUCGAUUAAACCCGGAGCUAACAUGAAGGCAAUGAGAGGAGAUAUGGGCGGAGCUGCGACUGUCCUUGCUACCUUGAUUACAAUCGUCAAGCUUAAGCUACCCAUCAAUGUCGUUCUUGCCACUCCAUUAACGGAAAAUAUGCCAGGAGGGAGAGCUACCAAGCCUGCUGGGGAGGCAGAAUACGACCGUGUUUGGAGAAUGCCACUAGACGAAGACUUUGGACCCCAGAUUUACAAGUCUAAUGCCGAUCUAUGCAAUACAGGAGGUCGAUCCGGGGGAAGCUGCACUGCAGCAUUAUUUCUGAAGGCAUUUGUGGAAGGAAUAGAAGGUGUAGAUGGCCAAAAACCCAAAUUACAAUGGGCACAUAUUGACAUUGCAGGUACUAUGGAGGUAAGGCAACAAGCAUUUCUACAGAUCAGCAUUAACUUUGAUCAGGCGACGAGGGCGGGACCAUAUCAAAAGACAGGCAUGACGGGAAGAGGUGUACGGUACGUUCUAUCCCGGUUCCAAUCCAUCAUAAUAUAUGCCUAA
This is a messenger RNA of Acaulospora colombiana, 1263 nucleotides long. NCBI's taxonomy places the organism in Eukaryota, Fungi, Glomeromycota, Glomeromycetes, Diversisporales, Acaulosporaceae. The record is from the annotation of a GenBank genome assembly.